Molecule: messenger RNA, 1227 nt
Organism: Serpula lacrymans var. lacrymans S7.9
Lineage: Eukaryota; Fungi; Basidiomycota; Agaricomycetes; Boletales; Serpulaceae
Exons: 3
Coding region: 43-975 (310 amino acids)
Source: RefSeq, a predicted model, not a curated record
GAAUUUUGGUACCAGUCUAUCCGCGAUCAACAAGUUGCGGACAUGACUGCUGCCAGGGAAAACGGUAUUCGAUCCUGGAUGAUUGAGCAUGGCUGGGAAGCAGAAGUAAACUAUUUUACGUGGGAUUUUAUCGCGAAACUUCCCAUUAUCAGCGCACCCAAGUUACUAACGCCACGAGCUCUCGGCACAAUCAGCAAGCCUCUUAACGAAUGGAUGGAUAAUUUAAGAAACAUUAGAUUGGAGGAAACCGUCUACUCUCCUCGGCGCCGCAUUCUAAUGGAGACAUAUAAAGUAUACUUGCGAAUGAGUCCGCAGGCUGGUGACUCGUGCGAGCUCAUGCCUCAUGUCGCGGACGUAGCUGCGUUCAAGCCGUUCGACGAUAUCAUCAAAUCUCCUAGUGACGUGGUUGUUAACGCGAGUACCUUUCUCGCAGCAUUCCCCCAACUACCGACUUUGGUAUCGAACUGGCGUCAAAAGAUUGACAGAGAUCUUGUAGAUACUUGCAUAAAUUUGCGAUCUCCAUAUCUACCCCCAGCUCCUGCAGAAGAAUAUUCAAGUAUAUUGUCACGCUUACGUCUUGCUGUUAGUGUUUUUGCCUUUCAUGACGACGUAAAUUUCUUCAGUUCACGGAGUCCACGACAUAUGUUGCUAUACCCCGACAUACUGCGAUUUCGAACUUUCAUCGAGCCUUGUCGCUUUUCUCAUUUUAACCAUACCCCCAACGCUACCUCUAUUGCUCAAAAGAUAAUGGGAGGCCAUCCGUGGUCUGUCUGUCGCAGUGGUCGUCGUCCAUCUACGGUCAAAUAUUUCUCAGAAGCUGCAAGUAUUAUCCAUGCUUGUGGUAUGGAUCCAAGCACUGCAACCGUCAAUGAUAUGAAUAGAUUAGAUCCGAGGCUGCGAUGCGACAUUUGUAUUGUCUCUAAACAUCAAACGGUCGUUAUGACAUGGCGUACGGCUGUAGGGGUUGGUCUUUAAACUUCACCAUACUUUGCUGAACCUAUCUUCAGAUUUAUCAUGCUAUCACGACUCAUGGACCUAACAUGUAUGGGAACUCAAGUUCCUCGCCCCAUUUUACCCUGGUCCAAGGUGAAGACGAACUCCGCGUGCGGCUCAUGGAGGGCAAGUUGGAGGUUUUCGAUGAUAAUGCCAUUUUUUAUAUAUGCUAUCUAUGUCGGCGUUCUGUUGGCGAUGCGAUGAAGAAAGCUAACAUGUUUUCUCACGUUCAAA